AUGGCAGAAGAACAAGAAAAUCUUUCUGCUAAUAUAGAUUCUGUUAAUGAUUCAGAUCAUAAUGAAGAAGAGCAGUUAACAGAUGAACAAAAUGAUGAAAAUCAAGAGCAAAAUAACGAAAAAGAAAUAUCAACUGAAGAAGAAAAACAAAAUGAUGAGUUAGCUGAAAAUCAGACUGUUCCAGAAGGACCACCAGAGUUAGUUUCAACAGAAGUUCAAACAGAUUCAAUCGUAAUUGAUUGCUCUACAAUCACAUUAGCUCCAGUUCCUCCACGACCAUUUUUGAUUGACGCACUAAUUGCUAUUCAUGUAUUUUUAAUACUAGCCUUUGUAUUGAAACUCAAUGGUCUGAGUGUAAAUGCAGCCAUUAAUUCGUUAUUUAGCCCAGGAGGCGCAUAG
Molecule: messenger RNA, 399 nt
Organism: Trichomonas vaginalis G3
Lineage: Eukaryota; Parabasalia; Trichomonadida; Trichomonadidae
Exons: 1
Coding region: 1-399 (132 amino acids)
Source: RefSeq, a predicted model, not a curated record